Molecule: messenger RNA, 1893 nt
Organism: Phaeoacremonium minimum UCRPA7
Lineage: Eukaryota; Fungi; Ascomycota; Sordariomycetes; Togniniales; Togniniaceae
Product: putative sporulation-specific protein 5 protein
Exons: 8
Coding region: 1-1893 (630 amino acids)
Cellular component (GO): cytosol; ribonucleoprotein complex; nucleus
Molecular function (GO): mRNA 3'-UTR binding; poly(U) RNA binding; poly(A) binding
Source: RefSeq, a predicted model, not a curated record
AUGGUCAUCGUUUUUGACUACGAUCGCCCCGCCCACAAGGCGGCUCCGGCAGCUUUGAAGGCGCCCAUUCAGGUGCCUGCUCAGCUUCCUCAGCUGCUACUGAACCCAUCUCCCAUCGUCACUCCUACUAGUAUCCUCGUUCCCAUGCUUGGAUAUGCCACUGAGUAUCAGACUAGUAUUCAGGCUGGCAUCACAAGCUACCCUUGUGGAUUUUUCACUACUAUCAUUCACGACAAUCUGAGAUCUUCUACCAUGUCUUACCAGACUGCCACUGCCCUGCCCGUCGACGUUGGCAACCCAGCUUCUCGUCGUGGCAUGCCUUCAUACAUGUCGGCCCCUGCUGCUUCCCACCAUGACACCGCUGCUGCAAUGAACGGUCAUCAGUUCUCUGCCACUGCUCAGGCUGACAACAAUCUUGUUGCUCAGUUUGGCUCGAUGUCUCUCCCCGCUACCAAUCCAGUCAUUGCUGGCCAGCCUACUGGUUAUAUGACGACUGCUGAUUCCUCUGGAAUCUUCGGCGGAUACGGAGCCGCAGUUCAGCCUUCCUUCAAUAUGGGUCAGGCCCCUGAGAACUUCUACAACGCCGUCAUGCCUGGCGCUUCCUACCUUCACCAGGGCCCGGUCUCGGCCAGCUAUGCCCCGUGCUUCCUGCCCUACACCCCAGGUCGUGGCGUCUCCUUUGGCGAGCGUGCUCUGCGCGAAGUCCCAGGUCUCGACAACCGACGUGGCUCCUACUCUACGACCGCUACGGAGUCUACUCCUGGCACUCCGUUCUUUGGAGGCUUGUCUGACCGCCAUAAUGCUCCCCGCGUGAUCUCGACUGAUCGCUCCAGCUACACUACACCAUCUCCGCAGCAGAUUGCUGUCUCCGGCAUGAUUGGCCACACUUCUUCCAAGGCAACUCGCAUCUAUGAGCCUGACCUCCAGAAUCUAAUCAACCAGGAUCCUGUCAUCCCUGCCGCUGUUCCUGCUGUCUUCACCACUCCCGAGCAGCGCAAGUCUCUUGACCAGUGCCUCGAGAACCGUAUCGCGGGCAACAAGAACGUCUACAUUCGCGGCUUGCACCCCACCACUGACGAUGAGCUUCUGAUGCAGUACACUUCCCGAUUCGGUGAGGUUGAGCAGUCAAAGGCUAUCAUCGACACCUCCACCGGCGCUUGCAAGGGUUUUGGCUUCGCCAAGUUCAGACACGUCCGAGAUUCCGAGAAGUGCAUCCAAGGCUUCUAUCUUCUCGGCUACGAAGUGGGUUUUGCGAGAGAGAGUUUCAAUGCCCGCCUGAAGGCUGAGGGCGAUGAUGACUCUACCAACCUGUACAUCUCCAACCUUCCCAAGUCCAUUGGUGAGAAUGAGCUUGUCGCUAUCUUGUCACCCUUCCGCAUCUUGUCCAGCAAGAUUCUUCGUGACAGCAUGGGUAACAGCCGCGGUGUUGGUUUUGCUCGCUUCGAGUCCCGUGAGAUCUGCGAGGAUGUCAUCAAGAAGUACCACGGCCAAGCCGUCGGCGAGGAGUGUUUGGCCAUGCAGGUCCGCUACGCCGAUACCCCGGCCCAGAAGGAGUUGAAGCGUAUCACUGCGGAGCGUCGCCAGUAUCGCACCAACGAGUACAACAUCGGUGCUUACGGCACCAUGGCUGUCGGUAUUAACCCGAGCAUCUACAACUCUCGACCUACCUGGCCUCGUGCUCCCACCUACGUCAACGACGGCGGUUCUUACCGAUCUGCCUACAAUGGCAGGAGCGGGAACGUGACACAGGGUCGGGACCAUCAGCAGAGCGCAGCUGUCUCUCGCACUCCAACCUCGAACGGCGGCUCGGGCGAUGAAGAGGUGACGAUCAACGACUCUCCCACUGUCGCUGUCAAACUGCAGGCAUCCCCGACCGCCAAGAAGGAGGACUAG